This is a messenger RNA of Mesorhabditis belari, 861 nucleotides long. The record is from the annotation of a GenBank genome assembly. NCBI's taxonomy places the organism in Eukaryota, Metazoa, Nematoda, Chromadorea, Rhabditida, Rhabditidae.
AUGUUUACUCGCCGUGUCUCAAUGACAGUUGUUGAGGAAUAUUUGUGUGAAUAUUCGUCGACAACUCCACAACGAUCAUUCGGAUUUCCAUCACAAAAUCAACAACAAUCUCUACAAAAUCCAAAUUAUCCACAACGGCAACAGUACAUCAACAAUCCGUAUAUGCUAAUGGAAGAUCCCAAAUCUCUCCCAAUACCAAGCCAUCCCUCAAAUCCUCCAAAUCAUUUCCUCCACAACCACUCUUCACCAAACUGCUCAAAUUUCUCGUGGGACUCCUCAUCGGAGCAAUCUUUUCCAAAUCAGUUCCCCCCUCACCCUCCUCCACAUCCAAAUCUCCUCUCAUCCUCCACUUCUUCUUCCUCUUCAUCAUCCCAUCUCCAACUCCAAUAUUCUUCCUCUCCGAGCUGUUCCACUUCAUCACAAGAAGAAGAAUUCGAUUUCAUCACUCGUCUACCACCAGAAAUUGAAACAAAGGUUUUUUAUCCGCCAUCCGCUCAACGUCCUCGAAUAAAGGAGAGAGUCCCGAGGAAAAGUCGAGAAAUGAUUUCACGAAAGAGGAAUCAUCAAUGCGAAUUUCCUGGUUGCGAUAAAAUCUAUACGAAAAGUUCUCAUCUACGAGCACAUCAACGACUUCAUACUGGCGAGAAACCGUAUCUCUGUCAAUGGUCUUUUUUCAAUGGGCAAAAGUGUGAAUGGUCUUUUGCGAGAUCCGAUGAAUUGACGAGACAUUACAGAAAACAUACUGGAGCCAAGCCAUUCAGAUGUCCAAGUUGUUCACGAACUUUCGGUCGAAGUGAUCAUUUACAGCUUCACAUGAAACGCCAUCUCAACGCGGGCGAUCCAGAAAUUCUUGAACUGAUG